UUCUUCUUCUCGUUUCUUCCAAAUAUCGUCGCGAAUAUUUUACCCUCUAAAAAUCUCAACCGCGAACCAAUUCAGAUUUCGUCGCCGCUCUGCGUUUUCGUGUUCGUGUGAGAGAAGAAAAACAGAGAAAACCCUAACCCUAUUUCAAUUGAUUCUCAAUUUCAGCCCAAAAACAUAAAAUUCGUUGUUUUCUCUGUGUAUCUCAGAUCUAUGAUUCUUGAAUCUUGUUUCGAAUUCGGCUUGUGUUAUUACUCUGGAUCUCCAAGUCCCGUUCGUGUUUGUUCAGAUUUAGACGUUUCUUCGAUUCAAUUGUGUGAUGGUGUGAAUACAGAGGCGUUGGAGAGAGUUGUCAAUAUUCAAUUGCUUUGAAUUGUUAGAGGAAGCGUGUUUGGAUGGGAGAAGGGGAAGCUUGUGUGGUAGUGUUAAAUGAUGGAGAGAUGGAAGAUAAGGAUUCAUUGAGAGUCGAGUCGAAGCGUGACCAUCAAUGGCUGGUAGACGAUACUGUAACAGAGCCUUGCACUAAGAAACAGGCGAGGGAAUCUUUGAGCGAUACUGGGUCGGAACAUUCCACAAAGAACCAGUCAAAAGAGGCUUCGGUUGAUGCUAAAAAGGAGCUUUCUGCAAAGAAUCAGGGAAAGGAAGCUUCGAACGAAGACAUAUGCUCAGAGGUUUCAGACCCGAAUUUGUCACCAACAGAUAAUGCUUCCAGCUUUCGGACUAUCAGUAGUCAAUCAGCCGAGUUGGUGAGCAAUAAACAAGUUGGUUUUGGCGAAAUAACGUCUACUGGUUCAGGGAAUUCAAGUACAGAUGAGAGCUUGAGUGAAGAAGAGCACAAUAGGAAUGAUAUAUCUGGUGCAAUUUCUACAUCUCACGUUGUACUUGAAAUUCCAAAAAGCACCAGCUCCUCUGGUAUCAGAAAGAUCAUAUUUAAGUUCAGUAAACGCAAGGAGGACUAUGAGAAUAAAUGUUCUUAUUUGGCUGCUCAGCCUGUAGCUAAUGGGGUUAGUGGUGACCUAUCUUACAGUGGCUUGCAUGAGGAGUCGGUAUGGAAGUAUUCAGCAUUGGACGAUUCAAAUGCAGAACUAAACACUAGUUUUUAUGGGAAGUGGUUAUCCGAAACCAAUGACCCUCGAUUUUGUGCUCCUAAGAUGGAAUUGAAAAUGUCAAAGAAGGUUGUUCCUGACAGCUAUCCUACAAAUGUCAAAAAGCUAUUAUCAACUGGUGUUCUUGAAGGAGCUCAAGUGAAGUAUAUCUCUACCUCUGGGGAGAAGGAGCUCCCUGGAAUCAUAAGUGGAUAUGGAUAUCUCUGUGGCUGUUCAAAGUGCAAUUUCUCCGAAGUUCUUAGUGCAUAUGAGUUUGAGCUGCAUGCUGGUUGCAAAACUAGACACCCAAAUAACCACAUAUUCUUGGAGAACGGGAAACCAAUUUAUAGCAUAAUCCAAGAACUAAGGACAGCACCACCCAGCAUAGUAGAUAAAGUGAUAAAAGACAUGGCUGGUUCAUCUGUUAAUGAAGAGUACCUUCAGGUUUGGAAAGCACGUCUCCAAAACAACGAAAUGGUUAAAGUAGACAAAAAGCCUCAUGUCAAGCUUCCUGGCAUGCAUCAUUUGACAAUGAGCUGUCCGAGUCAGCGGAUUGAAGACAGACUUAGCCCUGCUUCAUGUUCAUAUAUUCGGAAUUUCCCUUUUAGACAACCAACCUGUAUGGAGACAGCAGAGAAGCAGAAACGUGUGGCUACUAAGAAGCCAAGCUCCUACUAUUCUGGCUCGGUUGUGCAACACAAAAGAACUGUUGAAGGUGGCACCAGGAAAAGGGAUAAUGAUCUACACCGCCUACUCUUUAUGCCAAAUGGACUUCCUGAUGGGACUGAAUUGGCUUACUAUUCCAAAGGACAGAGAGUACUUCCUGGCUACAAGCAGGGAAAUGGUAUCGUAUGUAGUUGUUGUAAUGCUGAGAUUAGUCCUUCACAAUUUGAAGCUCAUGCUGGAUGGUCUGCUAGACGUCAACCCUAUCGUCACAUCUAUAUUUCUUCUGGACUGACGCUCCAUGAUAUAGCUCUUUCAUUGGCUAAUGGACAAAAUUUUGCCACUGGCGACAACGAUGACAUGUGUGCAGUGUGUGGAGAUGGAGGGGAACUGAUCAUUUGUGAUGGAUGUCCUCGGGCAUUUCAUACAGUUUGUUUGGAAUUACAAACUCCCCCUAAAGAUGGUUGGCAGUGUCCAUAUUGUCGAGAUAAAUUCAGUCUUGGUAGAAAAGCUGUUGGAGAGUCCUCAAAUAUUGGAAAACCUAUCAUAGUACGGUUGACGCGACUCGUCAAAGCACCAGAAGCUGAAAUUGGCGGUUGUGUUGUUUGCAGGGCUCAUGAUUUCAGUGUUGCUAAAUUUGAUGAGAGAACAGUUAUGCUCUGUGAUCAAUGUGAGAAGGAAUACCAUGUUGGUUGCUUGCGGGACAGUGGGCUUUGUGAUUUAAAAGAACUCCCCAAGGAUAAGUGGUUUUGUUGUGCUGAUUGCAAUAGGAUCCAUGUUGCUCUGCAGAAUUUAGUUUUCAGUGGGGCUGAGAUGAUUCCGACAUCUAUAUUGAAUAAAAUAAACAGGAAACAUGUCGAGAAAGGAUUAACUGAGGGAACUGUAAAUGAUGUUCAAUGGCGAAUUAUGAGUGGGAAAAGUCGCUAUCCAGAACAUCUACCGCUGCUUUCUAGAUCUGCUGCAAUUUUUCGUGAGUGUUUUGAUCCUAUUGUCGCAAGAUCUGGUCGUGAUCUCAUACCUGUUAUGGUAUAUGGGAGAAAUAUUUCUGGUCAAGAGUUUGGAGGAAUGUAUUGUGUUGUUUUAAUUGUGAAGUCAGUUGUUGUGUCCGCUGGUCUUCUCAGGAUUUUUGGACGGGGGGUUGCCGAGCUUCCUAUUGUGGCUACAAGCAGAGAAAAUCAAGGAAAAGGUUAUUUCCAAGCACUAUUUUUAUGUAUUGAGAGAUUACUGUAUUCUCUAAAUGUUGAAAACCUGGUGCUCCCGGCUGCUGAGGAUGCUGAAUCUAUCUGGACAAAGAAACUGGGCUUCAGAAAGAUGAGUGAUGAACGGUUGUUAAAGUAUACAAAGGACUUCCAGCUGACGAUUUUCAAGGGCACAUCGAUGUUAGAAAAGGAGGUUCAGAAUAUACCAGAUUAAUGUCAUGCUUCAUCAUUCCACUGGAUUUAGUCAGAGAUGUGGAAAUUAGAUUUUUUAUUUUUUAUUUUUCUUAAUUUAUCCUGUAAUAUCUUUGCUAUGUCUUUCUUUGGCCAUCAUAAAGCAAUGCGAUUGUAGUGCCUUGUUCAUGUAUAAGCUAGGAAGGUGAGGCAACGAAUGUUUGUCAGAAGGAGAGGUGCAUGCUGACCUUUUAAUAUGCGUGCAUGAGGUUUUGUUGUUGUUGUUGUUGUUGUUUUUUUUUUUUUUCUCUCUUCUUCCUUGGUUAUGUUUUUCAUUAACCAUAAAGCACAGCUAAAAAACUUAUUGUCUUAAAAGUGUGUGAACUUUGUAAUA
Molecule: messenger RNA, 3509 nt
Organism: Cornus florida
Lineage: Eukaryota; Viridiplantae; Streptophyta; Magnoliopsida; Cornales; Cornaceae
Exons: 20
Coding region: 393-3158 (921 amino acids)
Source: RefSeq, a predicted model, not a curated record